UCCUUGUGUUGGUUCAAAUGGUUCCGUCAUUUUGUGAAUGAUGUUAUUUUGAGUGUAUUUUUACACAUAAUUUAAUAAACAAAUGAUUUUAAAAUUUGUUUAAUUGCGUGAAACAAUAUAUAAUUAUUGCUAUAUAGUGUUGUUAAGUGUGAAGAUUUAAAAUAUAAGCAUAUAUACAAAGGCACAAUGAGUACUAACCAACAUUUUAGUUUGAGAUGGAACGAUUACUUACAGCACAUCACGAAAGCCUUCGAUAGCCUUCGUUCCGAUGAUAAUUUUGUUGAUGUUACUUUAAGUUGUGAAGGCAAACGGAUUCAUGCGCAUAAAAUGCUAUUAUCUGCUUGUAGUACAUAUUUUCGUGAUAUAUUGAAGGAAAACCCUUGCCAGCAUCCAAUAAUAAUAUUGAAAAAUGUUAAGUACGACGAUUUGCAGGCACUAAUAGAUUUUAUGUACCAAGGAGAAGUCAGUGUGGUUCAAGAACAAUUGACAUCAUUUUUAACUACUGCUGAACUUUUGGCUGUUCAAGGAUUGACGAAUGGUUCAGUUGAUGACCACCAAAUACGAAGUCAUGGAGUAACAUUACAAAAGAAACCUGCAAAACCUCAACAGUUUGUUGUGACUCAGACAUUAAGAGCAACAAGUCCAAGUAAUAGGAUCAAGAAAAGAAAGCUAUCAAAAAUACAUAUUGACAAAGAAAAAAGUUUAAGAAAAGAAACUUCUGAAGCCUCAGACGUUUCCUAUGUGCCGAUCGUAAUGCCUAGUGUAGAGAUUCCAGAAUAUUUUGAACAAUCUGCAACUAAUAAUAUAUCAGUGGGAUUUGAUGAUAGCGAUAUUGGAGAAAAUUGUGAAUAUAUUGAAGAAACCCAUGACAAUGAUGUAAAAAACACAAGUGAUGAAAAUGUCUGUACAGUAUACAGUCCGGACCAAACAGAUGCAGGAACACAAGAAGAAAUAGAAAACCCCAGUACAUCAGAAGGCAUUCAACAGGAUUCGAGUUUACAAGAUUCGGCGGAACUAAGGUUUCGUUGCCAAGUUUGUUGGAAAGGAUUCCGGCAUCCGAUGUCCUUAACACUUCACAAGGACCUUCAUAGUGGCAAGACGCAAUGCCCGGUGUGUGGCAAAUCAUUUUCCCGCAUCUACGACAUGCGAAUUCACCUUAAUCGAAUCCAUAAGGUCACUUUUAGAUUAGACGCCAAACUUCGAAUUAAGGACCGAAAUUCUAAGGGCAAAAUUCCAUCGCCUACUGAUGAUAUGAUCGCUGAAUAUCUGGACGAAUCGUCCAAUGAUUAGGUCAUUCGUGCAAAACCUAUUAUAAAAUAAAGCUUGUAUUAUAUAUGUUAACUACAAAUAAGAUAACAGUUGCAUUUCUGCAAAGCAACCAGAAAUAGGUUCAAAGCCAUUUAAAAUUGAUCCAAGCCAUUUUCCUAUGGGUUCAUUGCUAGAAUUUAUGUUGUGAAAUAUGAUCCAUGUUUCCCAUUUUAUUGAAAUUUAAUUUAAUAAUGCUUUUGAGCAAUA
Ctenocephalides felis (cat flea) is the source of this 1515-nucleotide messenger RNA. Its product is annotated as zinc finger protein 131-like. Gene Ontology annotation, cellular component: nucleus. The coding region runs from base 187 to 1290 and encodes 367 amino acids. Lineage: Eukaryota; Metazoa; Arthropoda; Insecta; Siphonaptera; Pulicidae. The record is from RefSeq and is a predicted model, not a curated record. Gene Ontology annotation, biological process: regulation of transcription by RNA polymerase II. The transcript has 5 exons. Gene Ontology annotation, molecular function: protein binding.